AUGAAUGAUUUGACAACAUGUUGGCGAGCAAGCUUGAAACUUAUGAUAUCGAUUACAAAUCAACACAAAUGUGAAAGCGAAUCGAGUAUCUUGAAAAGAAGAUCGGAGGAGACGACAUGGAAUCAAAACCGGUGAUGGUUCCGUCUGGUAAUUAUUUUGAUUCGCUUUGCUCGAUGAAAUGGACAAAGAUUCUAGAAAAUGUUAUGUUAUUUAGAUCCGUCGGAAUGGAACUCAAGUCACAUCGCAUCGUGGAUUCUAUGGUGCAGCAACGCGUUUUCUAUAAAACCAGCACCUAG
Heterotrigona itama is the source of this 296-nucleotide messenger RNA. Lineage: Eukaryota; Metazoa; Arthropoda; Insecta; Hymenoptera; Apidae. The record is from the annotation of a GenBank genome assembly.